Arctia plantaginis is the source of this 2379-nucleotide messenger RNA. The record is from the annotation of a GenBank genome assembly. NCBI's taxonomy places the organism in Eukaryota, Metazoa, Arthropoda, Insecta, Lepidoptera, Erebidae.
AUGGCUCUUAUACCAGAGCCGUAUGUGGGCAACAUCCAAAGGAUGAGAGACUAUCGCGGGGCGCGCAUAUUCCAGGCGCCGGAAGAUGGAAGUGGAAUUGUGAAGGCUGCAAUUGCGGUCUUCGACACAGACCUAGAUGUGACACAGUGUCCAGAACUCACCACACACAACACCGUAGUGAGCAAACUUACUUUGCCGUGGUGGUCCAAUGAGCUCGCUGCGUUGAAGCGGGAAGUCACCACCAGGAAGAGGAGAAUCCGCUGUGACGCUCCGAUCCAUAGGGAACAUGUCGUUGCUGAGUACCUGCAAUUUAAAGAAGACUAUGAAAGGAAAGCGAGGUGUGCCCAAAUCCAGAGCUGGAAGGACUUCUGCACCAGGCAGGAUAGGCAGGGGGUCUGGGAGGGUAUUAACCGAGUAAUCGGGAGGACUAAAAAGAGGGAAGAGGACGUAGCCCUGAUCAAGAACGGCGUACCACUUAGCCCCGCCGAAUCUGCUUCUCACCUGGCGGAGACCUUCUACUCGGAGGACUCACACACAACUGAUAGCCAACACCACAGGGACACCCGGGAUCUCGCACAGCGGACCAUUCUCCGGGACCCUGAUACCUUCCUUGCCCUGGCCAAUAAGUGCCUCACCCUGGGCCACUUCCCCAAAAAGUGGAAGGAGGCCACAGCCGUGGUGUUAAGGAAGCCGGGCAAGGAGGACUAUCAGAGCGCCAAGUCAUACAGGCCAAUCGGUCUGUUGCCUGUAUUGGAAAAAGUCCUGGAGAAAAUGGUAGUAGCGAGGCUCCAGUGGCAUCUGGUACCGAGGCUCAGUACUCGCCAGUAUGGCUUCAUGCCCCAGAGGAGCACCGAGGACGCCCUCUAUAUUCUAGUGAACCAAAUUAAAGCAGUAAUCAAGCUGAAGAAGUUGGUCACGCUAGUCUCACUGGAUAUAGAGGGCGCCUUCGACAGUGCAUGGUGGCCCGCCAUCAAGGUCCGACUGGCUGAGGAAGGUUGCUCGGUCAAUAUCAGGCGUCUGCUGCACAGCUACCUAGACGACAGAUGUGUGAAGCUGAGGUACGCCGGGGCGGAACAUCGCCCAGAAACCCAAAAGGGCUGCGUCCAAGGGUCCAUAAGCGGACCUAUCCUAUGGAAUAUCCUCCUAGACCCGCUCCUGAAGGGUCUGCAAGAACCGGGCGUCACCUGCCAAGCGUUUGCGGAUGACGUGGUUCUGCUGUUCGCGGAGUAUACUGCGUUAGAGGUGCAGCGACAUGGCAAUGCCGCCCUUGACUUUGUUCAGGGGUGGGGCGUCAAAAACAAAUUAAAAUUUGCGCCACAUAAGACCUGCGACAUGCUGCUGACCAACAAGCUCAAGCAUGACACCCCGCUCCUGGCAUCCGCAUAUGCUCCCGCCGUUGACAAGCUGGGUGUCCGCAAGCUCCUCGACACUGUGCAAAGAGGAUUCGCUCAGAAGAUCUGCAAAUCGUACCGCACUGUCUCCCUAAACUUGGCCCUACUACUGGCCGGGUUACUACCUCUGGACCUUCGUAUAAAAAAAGCAGCCGCUCUCUACGAAGCGCGCAAAGGGUCGACUCGGCUAGUGCUGGGGGACCGGGAGGUAGAACGUGUGGUGCGAUAUGCGGAACUACCACAUCCGGCCCUGCGUAUGAACUUGAGGUUCCAGAGUCUGGAGGACCAAAGCCUGGUAGACCAACACAACGUGCAGUCGCUACGUAUCUUCACAGAUGGUAGCAAGCUCCAGGGCAAGAUCGGCGCCGCGCUGUCCAUAUGGGACAGCCGGGCCGAAGUGUGGAGCCGAAAACUGGGCGAACUCUUGGCCAUACGCAGAGCUUCGAGCGAAAUCCUCAGUUGCAGUGCGGGGAGCUGCGGCAUCUACAGCGACUCGAGGGCGGCGCUGGAGACGGUGACGAACCCCGGAACCCUGCAUCCUCUCGCAAUCCAGGCGCGCCGAAACUUCAGCGAGGCCUUGAGUCAGGGCAAAGAUGUAACUUUGUUCUGGAUCAAGGCCAACGCCGGCAUCGACGGUAAUGAGCGCGCCAACCAGUUGGCUAAGGAGGCAGCACUCUCGAGUCGGAGGAAGCCCGACUACGACCUGUGCCCGGUUUCAUUCGUCAAUCGCCAGAUACGCAGCGAUUCGCUCGACGAAUGGAACCGGAGAUACCAGUCGGGCCACGAGGCCUCCGUCACGAGAGUGUUCUUCCCAGACGCGAGAGAUGCGUACUGCCUGAUGCGGAAGAUCCGGCCCCAAGGCGUUGCUACGCAGAUACUAACGGGACAUGGGGGGUUCUCCCAAUACCUGCAUCGCUUCAGGUGUCGGGAGAGCCCGUCAUGUAUCUGCGACCCAGCACAGGACGAAGAUCCUGCACAUCAUAUUUGA